Symbiodinium sp. CCMP2456 is the source of this 267-nucleotide messenger RNA. Lineage: Eukaryota; Dinophyceae; Suessiales; Symbiodiniaceae. The record is from the annotation of a GenBank genome assembly.
AUGGCACGUCGAGCCCUGAAACCGGUCGAGCGCCUGCAGGAGGCCUUCGACGAGGUCUUCCUUCGGCCUUGGCGCUUCCCGGUGCACGUGCAGCGCCUGCACGGUCUCGCCGAGGAGGAGCGGCGGCGGCGGGCCAGUGUGGUGGACCAAAGCGCCAUCGCGCAUGGCCAGCGCUCUCUGCUGGAAGCCCGGAAGGUGGUCUAUGCCAUCGUGAGCCGGGACAGCCCGCAUCUGCAGGUCUGCGUCACCAAGGUCUCCUGUGCUCAG